AUGGUACCAAGCUCAGAUUACAGACAAUUCAGCAAAGUCCUUUCAAAGGCCAAACAUAUCAUCGUCGUAGCAGGCGCAGGCCUCUCUGCUGCUUCAGGAAUUCCAACUUUUCGUGGCGCCGGCGGACUCUGGCGAAAAUACAAUGCAAUGACUCUUGCCACGCCCCAGGCUUUCAAGCGCGACCCUUCACUUGUCUGGCAGUUCUAUCAUUAUCGGAGGGAGACGGCCCUCAAGGUCAAACCGAAUGCUGCCCAUCGUGCUCUUGCCGAAUUUUCUCUGUCGUCCAUACGCUCACUCCAUGCACCCAACUCGACAUUUACUCUCAUCACUCAGAAUGUCGAUGGCCUCAGCAUCAUUGCUCUCGAUGAUGUCCUUUCCUCAAAUCCUCCGGAGCCAGAAGAGCAGCCUCGCAUACUCGAGAUGCACGGGCGCCUCUUCGACGUUAAAUGUUCUUCAAAGACAUGUGGUUAUGUUCAAUUUGACCGAUCCUCUCCCAUCUGUGAGGGACUCAGAGGCGUGGAAGAGCUUGUAGAUAAAAACGCGAUGGAUCCCGAUAUCGCAAAAACAGAGCUUCCGAGAUGUUCAAAAUGCAAUGCAUUGGCGAGACCUGGCGUAGUCUGGUUCGAGGAAAUGCCGCUCUACCUGAAUGUCAUUGACAAGUUGGUUGACAAGGCAGAUUUAUGUUUAGUGGUUGGGACGUCCUCAACGGUGUAUCCUGCUGCUGGAUACGCUGAAACUGUGUCCCAGAAUGGUGGUCAGGUUGCGGUCUUCAAUCUGGAUCGCAGUGAUGGGGACGAGGAUGCUGACUUCUUGUUCCUUGGCCCGGGCGAAGAAACGGUACCAAAAGCUCUCAGGUUGAAAACCGACUAG
Messenger RNA from Guyanagaster necrorhizus, 870 nucleotides. Its product is annotated as DHS-like NAD/FAD-binding domain-containing protein. The transcript is spliced from 3 exons. Bases 1 to 870 code for a protein of 289 amino acids. Gene Ontology annotation, cellular component: nucleus. NCBI's taxonomy places the organism in Eukaryota, Fungi, Basidiomycota, Agaricomycetes, Agaricales, Physalacriaceae. The record is from RefSeq and is a predicted model, not a curated record. Gene Ontology annotation, molecular function: histone deacetylase activity, NAD-dependent; NAD+ binding; protein-succinyllysine desuccinylase activity.